UCUUUGGUGUUAACAUGUUUUAUGUAGGUUUGUGGAUUGUGGUGGCGUUCUGACGACUUUGGUAGCACUGACUGGAUACCCUUCCACCCCACCCCUCUGAGUUUGUCCCAGCUACAACUAGCCUCCUACACCUCCUGACAUUUUUGCAUGUGCCUCUGCCUUUUCUACCCAUGCCUACUACCAAAUUUUGCAACUGCAUCUCCAUUAUGGACACGUCACCAUGUUCUUUUGUUUUUUUCGUUUUGUUUUUAUGACUGGUCUGUGUUGCUUUGGCAAGUGGUUUGUGUCGUUUCGGCGAUUUUGUAGUCUUGCUAUCUUGUGGUGGUUUUGGUGAGAGUUUCGGUGCUUGGUAUGUCAUGUCUUGCCUAUAGGGCAUAUCAGUCUCGGGAUUCCUCGUUCUAAUGGUGUGAUUUGUGUGAUGGUUGUAUAGGGGUUUAAAAUUAUUUGUAAUUUGUGCUUAUUACCUCCAGAUCAAGAAAUUGAUCAUUGGAGCAUAUGUACCCAUCUGACAUCCUUGUAAGUGGUUGUUGAUAGUAAUGAAAUUCUAUUGUUUCUGUAAAAAAAAAAAAAAAGGGCCUAUCUAAAUGCAUGGGUCCCUCUUGUAUGUGUAUUAUGCGUACAAGUUGCAGAUAUGACAUUGUCACUUUUGGUGUUCAUGUUUUUUUUUUUUUUAUAAGCUCUUCUCCUGAAAACUCUCUUACUUAACUUUUAGACGUAUUCACAUCAGUAUCACACAAUUAUUUCACUCAAAUUAUAAUACAUAAAUUUAUUUAAUAAGACAUAUAAAUACGUAUUAACCGUAUCGUAUAUGCAUUUUAUAACACAUGCAACCAAAUCUAGGGAAGCAAACACAAGCUAAGGUGAUGAAGUCAAAAGGGUUUUUGAAUUCAUAAAGAGAAGCAACAUUUGCAAGCCAAACCGCAAUCCUUUACAAACUCAGCUCUUCUCUCUCUACGUAAGCGCGCGCGCUCUCUCUCUCUCGUAUUUACUGUGUGCUCUUCUCACUGACAUUCUGUUGACUUUUAGUCGUUCCAUCCAAGUUUUUAUCUCUUUUUGCUUGGUGCUUUGAUUCAUAUUGCUACUUCAGUUGUUCUGUUCUCUUUCUUUUCUUUCUUUUGUUGGUGAAGUUUAAACCAUUGAAUUACAUGCGUUUUGGAUAUCUUGAAGUUGAACUCUUUUACGAUUGCGAAUGGUAAAUGGAGUGGCCAUAUUGGAUAUAGCUGAGCAAAUAUUGAAACUUUCAUGUUACUAACGCAACUCCAAUUAAUCCACAUUCGCCAAAUUUGCAAGCACCGGUAUUUACUAGAUGGAAUCAUGGGGAUUGCUAAUUGAAAUCGAGUAAUUCUAGUCACCCGAAAGAGCCGUCAACAUUUUCUGCUGCUGAAACUGUUAACGUUGAGAUUUGAGACGGCUGAUUGACUUGAAGAACAUAAAAACAAAGCAAUCGAAGCAGUAUCCAGCUUCAUAUAAUACAUCUGUAUAGUAUGUUGAAGAAAGAAUGACAUGCUAGUUCUAAUUUGUAUAAUCAAAAGAAAAAUAAGUAAUCGUUUGUUCCGAUACUUGCUGCUUGUUGCUUUCUUGUUAUUGAUCUUCCCUACAAUCUGCUUUGUGGUGGAAGAUUGUCAACAUUUUUAGCCAUGGACGGUUCGAAAGAUGGUCCACUGAAGGAGAUGCCUCUUGGAAUACAUGCAGCAACUGAGGAAGAAUAUGCUUCCCAGUCCAGGUUACUUCAAGAAUUCACUAGUAUGUCCAGCGUUGACAAGGCAUGGGUUUUUAAAUCUGACAGCGGAUUUGGAUCCCAGGCAAUGUUUUCGAUUAGCCAACCAAAUCUAUUGGCAAACAAGAUGAAGAAAUUCAUUCUAUCCUCUCAUGUUUCAAGAGGAAGUAACAAAUCUGUAAGCUUCCAAUGGACUCCGUUUCCUGUCGAGAUGACGGGAGUCUCUGUGAUUGCUCCAUCUCCAUCUGGUGAAAAGCUUCUUGUAGCUCGGAAUCCUGAAAAAGAAUCUCCCUGUCGGUUUGAAAUUUGGAGUCAAGCUCAAGUGGAAAAAGAAUUCCACAUUCCCCCAUCUGUUCAUGGCCCUGUAUAUACUGAUGGAUGGGCAAAUUUUCGAUGUUACUGGUUUCAAGGAAUUUCUUGGAACCAUGAUGAAACUCGCAUCACUUAUGUUGCUGAGGAACCGUCUCCCUCCAAGCCGACAUUCACAAGCCAGGGAUACAAGAAAUGUAGAUCAACGGAUACGGACUUGGGUAACUGGAAAGGUCAAGGGGAUUGGAAGGAGGAAUGGGGGGAAACGUAUGCUGGAGCACAGCAGCCUGAACUUUUUGUCUUCAACAUUAACAGUGGAGAGGCGGAAGCUGUUAAAGGAAUUGACAAGUCAUUGAGUGUUGGCCAAGUUGUGUGGGCGCCGCAAGUUAGAGCCUCGAAUCAGUAUUUGGUUUUUGUUGGGUGGUCAGAGGGUACCAGAAAGCUUGGUAUGAAGUACUGCUAUAACAGGCCGUGUGCUUUGUAUGCGGUUAAGGCACCAAACUUUGAAUCAGAAGCUGAUGGACAUGAACUCAAAGAUUGUUCAACUGAAGAUCCUCCUUUGGUAAACUUAACUCAAAGCAUAAGUAGUGCUUUCGAUCCACUGUUCAGGUACUUUUUUUCCCCUGUCAGAUACUUCGUUUUCUGUGUGUCUACACUUUACAGGGGUCUAUAUCUCAUGUGGAAUACAUUUUCUUCGUGUCACUGGUAUAAUUUCUCUUGGAGUGCUAGACUCGACAGAACUGAAACAAUUUAUUUUGGCACCUUCCACCUAUCUUUCGAUUCAAAAACUGAAAUUGAUACCUUGAUAAACACAAGUUUGAUGGACAUCAGAAUGGACAUCAGAAUGGGGAUAGUUCUGAUAGUUCUGAUCAUAUCUUCCAUCUGGUGUAGCUGUCAAGUGAUACUUUCUUUGAAUGUGUUGAGCGGGGAAGUAUUACGAAUCAGUCCUACUAAUUCUAGUUUUUCAUGGAGCGUUCUUACACUGGACGGAGACAAUAUCAUUGCCGUGUCUAGCAGUCCAGUAGAUGUACCCCAUAUCAAGUACGGUUAUCUUAUUGAUAAAGAAAGUAAAAAUGCUGCAUGGAGUCGGUUAAACGUAGCAAGCCCCACAGAUGAAUGUCCUAAGAAGGUUAAAUCUUUGCUCUCAUCUCUUCGGUUCAGUAUAAUGAAGAUUCCGAUCAGGGAUGUUUCUGAUAGCCCAACAAAAGGUGCCACCAAUCCUAUUGAAGCUAUAUUUGUGUCUUCCAAAACUAAAAGAAAUGAUGCACUUAACCCGUUAAUUGUAUUCCUUCAUGGAGGCCCACAUAUUGUUUCAUUGUCAAGCUUUUCAAAGUCCUUAGCAUUUCUCUCUUCGAUUGGUUUCAGCUUGUUAAUUGUAAAUUACAGGAAAGUUGUAGGUUCACUGGGGGUUGGUGAAGAAGCACUUCAGUCUCUUCCCGGAAAAAUUGGGUCCCAGGACUUGAAGGAUGUACUGGCGGCUGUAGACCAUGUCAUUGACAUGGGGCUUGCCAGUCCGUCAAAAGUUGCAGUUCUUGGUGGUUCUCACGGUGGCUUUCUCACAACCCACUUGAUUGGCCAGGAACCAGAGAAGUUUGUUGUGGCAGCAACAAGGAAUCCUGCUUGCAACCUCGCGCUAAUGGUGGGUACAACAGACAUUCCCGAUUGGUGCUAUGUUGAGGCCUACGGGAGUGAGGGUAAAAACAGCUUCACAGAAGCGCCGUCAGCUGAGCAUCUUACUCUCUUUCACAGAAUGUCUCCUAUUUCACAUGUCUCAAAGGUCAAAACACCCACCCUCUUUCUUUUGGGUGCUCAGGAUAUUCGUCUUCCGAUUUCUAUUGGAUUUCAAUAUUCUCGCGCUCUGAAGGAAAAAGGAGUUCCUGUCAAAGUCAUUGUGUUUCCUCACGAUAAUCAUGCAAUUGACAGGCCACAAUCCGACUUUGAGAUCUUUCUUAACAUUGGUGUCUGGUUUAAGAAAUAUUUAUCGUAAAUGAGCAGGCAUUUCUCCGCUGCUUUUACUGCAGCAAUUUGACCGCCAUUUCACACAAGCUGUUCAGCAACAUAUCACACUUGAUCAUCGAACUGAACCUAUACAUAUUUUCAUUUGCAUCAAUUCCCACUACCACAAGUAA
Molecule: messenger RNA, 4155 nt
Organism: Malus domestica (apple)
Lineage: Eukaryota; Viridiplantae; Streptophyta; Magnoliopsida; Rosales; Rosaceae
Source: RefSeq, a predicted model, not a curated record